AUGGAUUAUUAAACUAAAUUAAGGGUCUCAAUCGACAUUUUAAGCUGUAUCAAUUAAGAGAAAUAAUAAAAGUACUCAAUUUCUAAUUUUUAGAGUGGUUAUAGCUAAUAUAAUAAAUAAAUGUCGCUUAGUAUUUGAUAUUGAUAGUGGUCUUGUGUUAAAAUAAUCCACCAUUACUAAUUUAAACAAGGAUAUACUUUAAGAAAUUAAUUAUACUUUUUAAUAAGAUGAAAUAUUGAGUUUAAUCUACCCUUUGUAUUAUUAUUAGAUCUAAUUAUAGGAUAAUUAAUAAUCAUCCAAUAUAAAUGGUCGUAAAUUUGUAAAAUGAUGGAAUCUAUGAAAGAGUAAAAUAAUAAAAAGAGUUAUUAAGAGGAGAAGAAUAUUAUGUUGGGUUACCUUCAGGAUAAAACCAACAAUUUAUUCAAAUUUAGUAAGGAGAAAUUAUAAUCAAUAAUCAGUCUUUUAUGAUAAAAGAGAACAUGAACAUUGUCUUUGUUAAAAAGAAAUCAAAAUAAGAUUCUAUAUUUGAAUAAAUAUAAAUGAUUAAUCCAACAAUGUGUUCAUCACAUUAACAUGCUCAUAUUAAAGUCUAGAAUGGAAGGAUAUUCUUGGUUGAUGGAUUUUAGGAAAAUACAUCAAAAAAUGGAGUAUGGAUUUUAGUUAAACAUCAGAUGUUCUCUAAUCAUAAUCAAUAUUGUUAUAAAGAUUUUAGAUUGGCCAUUUAUUUGAAUUGA
This is a messenger RNA of Paramecium octaurelia, 734 nucleotides long. Lineage: Eukaryota; Ciliophora; Oligohymenophorea; Peniculida; Parameciidae. The record is from the annotation of a GenBank genome assembly.